GCCAUUUGUUGUGCUACUGGCUAGCUUGCUAAUCAAGGGGUCUCCAUCAGCAGGAGGCGGAGAAGACGGCGGGCAGGCAGAGAGAGGCAGCCCCUUCCCUGGAUACUCUGGAAGCUCUUCCACACAGGAAAACGUUACUAAAAAGGCAGGACAAUGUCCGACUUUGACAGCAACCCGUUUGCAGACCCGGACUUCAGCAACCCCUUUCAGGAUCCCUCGGUGACGCAGGUGACGCGAUCCGCCCCUCCUGGUGGUUUGGAAGAGUACAACCCCUUCACAGAUGCCAGAACGGCGGACCCUGGGAAUGCCCCCAAAGCUACUCCUGCCCCGCCACAGCAGAACACACAACCUGCCAUCAUGAAGCCCACAGAAGAGCCGCCGGCUUACUCGCAGCUACAGGCUCAGCAGCGUAAAGAGGACCAAGCGCGCGCUCAGGCUGAGCUGUUGAGGCGGCAGGAGGAGCUGGAGAAGAAAGCGGCAGAGCUCGACCGUCGGGAGAGAGAGUUACAGUCCCACGGGGCCGGGCGUAAGAACAAUUGGCCUCCGCUGCCAGAGAGGUUCCCCGCUGGCCCAUGUUUCUACCACGACAUAGCAGUGGAUAUUCCUGUAGAGUUCCAAAAGACCGUGAAGAUCAUGUACAACCUGUGGAUGUUUCAUGCGGGCACGCUCUUUGUGAACAUGUUCGGCUGCCUGGCCUGGUUCUGUGUGGAAUCAUCUCACGGUGUAGAUUUUGGCCUGGCACUGCUAUGGUUUCUGCUUUUCACACCCUGUUCUUUCGUCUGCUGGUACAGACCGCUUUACGGGGCUUUCAGGAGUGACAGUUCAUUCCGCUUCUUUGUCUUCUUCUUCGUCUAUAUCUGUCAGUUUGGGGUUCACGUUCUACAAACUGUUGGCAUCCCCGGCUGGGGAACGUGCGGUUGGAUCGCAGCCUUAACCGGCCUCAACACCAACAUCCCCGUGGGCAUCAUCAUGUUACUGAUUUCGGCUCUCUUCACUGCGCUCUCCGUGGGCUCGCUCGUUAUGUUCAAGAAGGUGCACGCGCUGUAUCGCACCACCGGCGCGAGCUUCGAGAAGGCUCAGCAGGAGUUCGCAACCGGCGUCAUGUCCAACAAAACCGUUCAGACUGCGGCUGCCAACGCUGCAGCCAACGCUGCCACCAACGCUGCCCGCGGCGCCUUCAAACCUCAGCCAUAGACUGACGCGUACCCCCCCCACACACACACACGCGCGCACACACACGGAACACACUCAAAAGUUGGGGAUGCACAACUCUGGCCCCCCCGCAGGCUCUCAGAUCAAAUUGAUUCUAUUUGUGGACGCUGUGCCGCGCUGCACACUUUGCUCCGGUUGUGCAAAGAGUCAGGAAUAAAACAUGUUAGUCAGAUAAAGUAACCAGAGUUGUCCACCUUCACUUAAAAAGAAAAAAAAAAUCCAGGUUCACCCCUUGAAACUCCAGGCGUGCCCUGUAGUGUGUGGCAUGUCAUCUCGUUGUCCCUGCCCUGCGGUCGCCUCGAGGUGAUCCUCGCAGGUAGCACCUACCUUGUUUCUGUCAUGGCAGCUUCCUGCCUGCUUCAUACGGUAUAGAGUUACAAAAAGGGAUGAUUGGAUCAUAUUUUUGUGCAUAGUUUUGUGUUCUUGGUCACAUGCCGAAAGUACAGCGUACGCAAAUGCAUUCUUCACUUCAAACAGAACAGCGGCUCAGACAGUUUGGAGCUUGAUCAUUUUAAUCUGAGACGUAAAUUGCUCCUAGUCCUACAUCUGUUCUUCUAUUCUGAGACAAACUCCGCCCUAGCAGUUCAUAUAAGAAAUAUGUUGGUAUUUUAGGACCUGCCUGCAGCCCCCACCCCUCCAGUACUCCAGUGGCACCUGUUGGUUGAGCAACUGUGGGCUGAGUCAGCAUCUCUGGGGUUUACUACCAAUUGACAGUAUCAUGACAAAAAGCAUGCGUAGCCUUUCCUCCGGCUGCAGGUGCCAGCUGGUUUUGAACCCGGGGGGAUAAUUAUUUUCCCUCGUUUGGUUUCAAUGAGUGAAGUUAUGGCAUGACCCCAGUCACAGGAUGUUUGACAGAAUUGUGGAUCUAUUUUGUGAGGACGCACCGCCGGUCAGCGCAAACCUAAAAGAGCUCAGCUCAGUCAGCUGAUUUCAUAGGCUUGGUGCACUAAGAGGAGGGGGGGUAAAUAUUCACAUCUUCCUUUAUGUAUGAAUGAGAUUAACAGACAAUUGUGUGGCUCCAUCUGUUUUUUUUUGUAGCCCGUCACUGGUUGAAAUCUUAACGCUGCUGUGAAGGUGAGAGGCGUCCUGAGGACGCAUACCAUUCAUUGAUGGGGAGACAAGUGAACCAGAGGUCACACUACGCUUUUACUAAAGAUUAACCUGUACACAUAAAGUGAAAAGACAACAUAAACAUGGAUACUGUGUACAUGACGGACAAAGUCCAUUGUUACAAACGUAGAAAGCGCAUUUUGCUCUAGUCAGUAUUGGAGAAUUGUCAGCAGACGUCUCGAUGGUUAAGACGAGCUUUGAGAUGACUGACGAUCAGCGCUGCUGUUACAAACGUACAGGCUGAAUUCUGCCAGAGGUGUUAAUACUCCUGCGAGGGUGACGGUCAGUACUUGGUCAUGAAGUAAGACUACGUGUUUGCCAGUAUUGUUUUUAAUAUACAUUGCACCUUUGUUUUCUUUGUCAACCUUUUAGCGCUUAAGAUGAACAUGUUUUAUUUAUGGUGUAAUUUAAAGUUGUAUACAUUUCAAAUUUGUUUGGUAUGCUUUGUCAUUAUGUUUUGUGUGUGGUUUUAUAAUGACAUCAUCAUGGCAUCAGCUAAUCAGAAGUGUGACUGCGACUUGGUAUGAAAGGCCCAAAAAUAGGCAAAAAUCUCCCUCAAGUGUUACUGUCCUGAAAAGCUGUGAGAAAUCUACCAAUGUCCAUAUAGAUUUGGUUUUUUAUAUCUUGGUUUGUGAUGUGCUCCCUUGCCAUGUUUUACUUACGAUCACCUACAUGAUUCCCAUGUAUCUUUAGUUUUUAACAGGUGUUUAAUGCCACUGUGGGUAAUUACUUAAUGUAUUAAGGCAGCCGGUCCGCACUGCAGAGCGAGGGAUUAGAAGCUCGCUGGCUCAAAACCGUUUGAGCUGUGAUCACAGUACUUCACUGACUCAGAAGAGGAACUCCUUCAAAAAGAUACACUUGUAUAUUUUGUAAAGUUGAACAUUUGAUCCCCAUUAUCAAUCACCUGUAAAAAAGAAAACGUGUCGCACUCUUCUCUGGCCUUCGUUGCAUGUGAAAUAGUUUGAGUUUUGUAUAUUUAUGGUAUUAACAUGAAAUAAAAUUUGAAAGAAAUGUU
This is a messenger RNA of Gasterosteus aculeatus aculeatus (three-spined stickleback), 3337 nucleotides long. NCBI's taxonomy places the organism in Eukaryota, Metazoa, Chordata, Actinopteri, Perciformes, Gasterosteidae. The record is from RefSeq and is a predicted model, not a curated record.